AACAACCAUGCAGCCAGGUCCCUCUACUCGAAGCAUAACUUUGUCUGGCAAGAGACGGUAGCCAACUAUUAUGGUCAAGGUCGAACUGCCACGGAGGGCUUUGGAUUCAACCAGCCUCUCAAAGGCAAUAAGUGCUUGCAGCUGCGCUCGACCGUCGCGUCCACGCGACUGAACGUUUUCUUUGUUCACAGACAUACGACAUAUAGUUAUCGGCUGCAACACAUGAAUGCCUUUCGCUGAAGCGAGGAAGCCUUUGCUGGCGGUUGCCUUUGCUUCGUUGGCUGCGCUUGCCAGGGCUGUACCUGAUCUAUAUUUCCCCAUCAAUUCUCAGGUACCGCCGGUCGCCUACGUCUCGCAGCAAUACGCAUUCACGUUCUCUGCGACGACUUUUGUCUCGAACAAAAGCCAGCUCUCCUAUAUCAUAGCUGAUGGUCCUGACUGGCUCCAACUCGAUACUUCAAGCCGCUCCUUCACAGGAACGCCGGCCCAGAGCGAUGUGGGAGCCAACAUAGUUCAAUUGAAUGCCUCAGAUUCGACCGGGGAAUAUUCAGACAGCAUUACCUUGAUCGUACUUGAGUCUACACAGCUGGGUACAGGGACGCCAGUCCUUCCUCAACUGCAACAAGCCGGACUUUCCUCUUCAGCGCCCGAUUCCCUGUUGUUACGUCCUCUGCAGCCUUUCGAAGUCAUUUUUGAUCUGGGCACGUUUACCGGCAUUGGAUCAAAGACAACAUACUAUGCAAUUUCAGACGAUCGCUCCCCUCUGCCUCCCUGGGUACAAUUUGAACAACUCUCGUUCUCUGGCACGGGUCCACCACUAGUCUCCCUGACUGCUCCUCCCCAGACAUACGGAUUCUUUCUGAUUGCGUCAGACGUGGUCGGGUUCGAAGAAGCUACAGUCCAUUUCGACAUUGUGGUUGGCUACAAUGUCUUCGCCUUCGAAAAUGUCUCUCAAACGGUUGGCAUUUCCAGUGGAUUACCAUUUCAGACACCGCCACUGCGCUCUCAAUUGACGUUGAACGGCAACGUCUGCGCGGAUGGGCAGAUUGCGAGCAUCGUUACCGACGGGCCGGAGUGGGUUGAAUUAGACAGAAGCCGGAUCUCGUUAAGUGGCACACCACAGACUGCAAUAAACACCAUUGUCACGAUUAGUGUUACAGAUGUCUACAACGAUGUCGCCAACACUACGGUGCUCUUGCAGGCUAACAGUGUGCCUGCUGUUUCACUGGGCACGAUUGGUGAUGUCAAUGUCACACUGGGUGAGAACUUCUCCUACACUCUAAACAAUCCGGCAUUCGCAGACUCUGGAUCAAUCUCUGCAGACUUGGGAAGUGCGAAUGGGUGGCUCCAUUUCGAUAGCUCGAGUGGGACGUUAUCAGGACAGCCACCAAUGAGUUUGCCCGAAGACAUUAUACCUGUCACAAUAGCAUUCGCAAACGCUACCGCGAAGCUGACGGCAACGGUGGUCCUCUAUCUCAUGCCGGAUAAGCCCCCUAACGGCAUGGCUACUGCUAGCAAUAUGCAGACACGAGCCCUGCCGCAGGCAAGCGAGACAAGCAACCCACAGAACAGCUCACCCAGCUCGGGAAAUACUUCCAAAUGGUCGUCCACCCGGAUGAUACUGGCAAUAGUGCUUUCAGUGCUGGCAGUAUUGAUCAUAAUCUGUCUCAUAUUGCUUUGGACGUUACGCAAACGGCGCAAGAGGUCGACAAAUGCCGAAUUCGCCAACUUGGAGUCCGUGCAGCCGACCACAACGGACGGUAGCCCAGGAUCGAUUUAUCGUGGCCGAACGACUCGAUUGCUCAGUCCAGAUACAAAUUAUCAGGAAUAGCCGUUUCGGAAGAUGAUCGUACGUCAAAAAUGUCUCUUGGGGAGGGAUCAGCAUC
Molecule: messenger RNA, 1886 nt
Organism: Exophiala viscosa
Lineage: Eukaryota; Fungi; Ascomycota; Eurotiomycetes; Chaetothyriales; Herpotrichiellaceae
Exons: 3
Coding region: 227-1831 (534 amino acids)
Cellular component (GO): membrane
Molecular function (GO): calcium ion binding
Source: RefSeq, a predicted model, not a curated record